ACCUGGAGGACUCGGGCUGCUUGGGGCCCAUCGGGCUGGCCGCUUUGCGGGAGGAGCGUGGAGCCCGCAUGUCAGCCCGACACGCCUUCCUCCUCCUCCGGCUCCUGCUCGAUCUUAUCCCUCCGACUGACGCGCCGCUUGCUGCCCGGGAGCUGGGGGUGGUCGCCGACGACAGCAAUGGAGGAUUUGUCCGAGUCUACGGACGGCGAGCUAGCCGAUGGAGUGCAGGAACCGCUGCAGGAGACAGGUUAGAUGCCAGUUGUAUGUAAGGUAGAUGGUAGGUUUGCAUACAGGUCGAACUUGGUGUUGAGCUGCACUGCAUAUAGGCCAAGGAAGCUCUGAAGGUAUCCAUAGUACUACUACUUUGCAAGACACAAAGGAGCAGGAAGCAAAAGAAGGAAAGGCGGCUCUUGGAUCCGCUGAACCGAUGAGGGAGGAACUGGUUCAGAGUGCUGUUGGAUUUCUGAAACACCCGAAAGUAGUAGCCUCUUCUGAUGUCCAGAGACGAUCUUUCCUUGAAAACAAAGGACUCACUGUGGAUGAAAUAGAUGAAGCAUUUCGACGUUUGCAAAGGCCAUCUUCUGAUUCUGUGAGCUCAAAUGCAUGCACAUCUCAAGGGGUAUUUGAUCACUCGUGCGGGAUUACUCAGCAGGAAACUACAUUUGGCACAAAGUGCACGGAUGGCUCAGAGAAGCCUGAACCUGAAACUGAACCUGUGGCCCCUGUGGUGCCCCGUCACCCAAAAUCAUAUAUGGAGAUCAUGGAAAUGAUAGAAAGGGGAGAGCAGCCAGAUGAUAUCCAGGAUAUUAAUGAUGACCCUCCAAACCCUAAUCAACCAAUCUCAGAAGCCCGUAUGGCACCCAAGCCCAAGCCAUGGGAAAAGCAUGAUCAAGAAAGUUCCACCUGGGAUCUGAAAUCUCUAUCAAGUGACUCCAGCGAUUCGAGAUCAGAAGUUGGGAAAGAUAGCACUAGCCAGGCUACGGAGUCGGCCAGCGGCUCCAAGCAUGGGGACUCACUGCUCCAGGCGGAAGUAGUCGCGGGUUCUGAAUCUCCCACAGAUGAUGCUGCCUCUUCGAAGUAGUAACCGCAAAAACACACGGUGAUGUAAUCAAACAUGAUGAAAAGAAAAUAAUUUGUCUCGGCCUAUAGCUGGCUAAAGAUUCUCCAGAUCCCAUUAUCA
This is a messenger RNA of Phragmites australis (common reed), 1180 nucleotides long. RefSeq names its product peroxisomal membrane protein PEX14-like. The record is from RefSeq and is a predicted model, not a curated record. The transcript has 9 exons. Bases 428 to 1081 code for a protein of 217 amino acids. Gene Ontology annotation, biological process: protein import into peroxisome matrix, docking. Gene Ontology annotation, cellular component: peroxisomal membrane; peroxisomal importomer complex. NCBI's taxonomy places the organism in Eukaryota, Viridiplantae, Streptophyta, Magnoliopsida, Poales, Poaceae. Gene Ontology annotation, molecular function: signaling receptor binding.